Messenger RNA from Gekko japonicus, 1188 nucleotides. RefSeq names its product purinergic receptor P2X, ligand gated ion channel, 1 (gene P2RX1). The record is from RefSeq and is a predicted model, not a curated record. The transcript is spliced from 11 exons. Gene Ontology annotation, molecular function: purinergic nucleotide receptor activity; ATP binding; extracellularly ATP-gated monoatomic cation channel activity. Gene Ontology annotation, biological process: monoatomic cation transmembrane transport; response to ATP. Bases 1 to 1188 code for a protein of 395 amino acids. Gene Ontology annotation, cellular component: plasma membrane; nuclear inner membrane. Lineage: Eukaryota; Metazoa; Chordata; Lepidosauria; Squamata; Gekkonidae.
AUGGGGCAGAAGUUUGUGGAGAGCCUGUCCUCGUUCCUCUUUGAAUAUGACACUCCCCGGAUGGUCCUGGUGCGCAAUAAAAAGGUGGGACUCACCUUUCGGCUGAUCCAGCUGGUGGUCCUGGCUUACAUUAUAGGGUGGGUUUUCCUCUAUGAGAAAGGCUACCAGUCCCGGGACGGAGUCAUCAGCUCUAUCUCUGUGAAGCUCAAAGGGCUGGCUCUUACCAAUGUCAGCGGUUUGGGCCCCCACAUCUGGGAUGGCACCGAUUAUGUUUUCCCACCUCAGGGAGACAGCUCCUUUGUGGUAAUGACCAAUUUCAUCAUCACUCAAGGGCAGAAGCAGGGACGGUGCCCCGGGAAUCCCGACACGGGGAAAUGUGUUGAAGACCGUAAUUGUACUGAGGGGAAGUACCCUCGUGGAGGUCAAGGUAUCAUGACUGGGAAGUGUGUGAACUUUGACAGCACAAAUAAGACCUGUGAAAUCUUUGGCUGGUGCCCAGUAGAGAUUGACGACAUUGUUCCUAACCCACCUCUGCUCCUCGAAGCAGAAAACUUCACCAUAUUUAUCAAGAACAGUAUUACUUUCCCCAGGUUUAAAGUCUCCAGACGCAACCUUGUGGAGAGAGUCACCAAGCACUACCUCAAGAGCUGCACCUACCACAAAGUCCGAGAUCCGUUGUGCCCCGUGUUCGAACUGGGAUAUAUCGUGGAGGAGUCCGGACAGAAGUUUUCUACUUUGGCUCAGAAGGGUGGGGUCGUUAGCAUCACUAUCAGCUGGGACUGUGACCUGGACUGGCCCGUGAAGCACUGCAUCCCCAUUUACAACUUCCAUGGACUGUAUAAUGAUGAUAACCUCUCUCCUGGCUUCAACUUCAGAUAUGCCAAAUAUUACCGAGAGAAUGGGAGUGACGUAAGGACCCUGUACAAGGUGUUUGGAAUCCGCUUUGAUAUUCUGGUCAAUGGAAAGGCUGGGAAAUUUGACAUUAUCCCAACGAUGACCACCAUAGGCUCCGGGAUUGGCAUCUUUGGAGUGGCUUCCGUCCUCUGCGACCUGCUCCUGCUGCACUUCCUGUCCAAGCGGGACUAUUACAAGCAGAAGAAGUUCAAGUAUGCGGAGCAGGACUCCCUCAAGCCGGUCAGUGGGCAGCCCCUCCCCCAGACUUCCCAGGAUGAUCUUCAGCAAAGAUGA